AUGCAUUCUUUAGUGCCUAGUCUUCAGACCGCGCCCUGCUUGGCUGUUUCCAGACUGCUCCGUGCGUGGCCGUUUCCAGAUCCCGCCCUGCUUGGCCGUUUCCAGACCGUGCCCUGCUUGGCUGUUUCCAGACCGCGCCCUGCUUGGCCGUUUCCAGACCGCGCCCUGCUUGGCCGUUUCCAGACCGCGCCCUGCUUGGCCGUUUCCAGACCGCGCCCUGCUUGGCCGUUUCCAGACCGCGCCCUGCUUGGCCGUUUCCAGACCACGCCCGCCCUGGCCGUUUCCAGACCGCGCCCGCCCUGGCCGUUUCCAGACCGCGCCCGCCCUGGCCGUUUCCAGACCACGCCCUGCUUGGCCGUUUCCAGACCACGCCCUGCUUGGCCGUUUCCAGACCGCGCCCGCCCUGGCCGUUUCCAAACCGCGCCCGCCCUGGCCGUUUCCAGACCGCGCCCGCCCUGGCCGUUUCCAGACCGCGCCCGCCCUGGCCGUUUCCAGACCGCGCCCGCCCUGGCCGUUUCCAGACCGCGCCCGCCCUGGCCGUUUCCAGACCGCGCCCGCCCUGGCCGUUUCCAGACCGCGCCCGCCCUGGCCGUUUCCAGACCGCGCCCGCCCUGGCCGUUUCCAGACCGCGCCCGCCCUGGCCGUUUCCAGACCGCGCCCGCCCUGGCCGUUUCCAGACCGCGCCCGCCCUGGCCGUUUCCAGACCGCGCCCGCCCUGGCCGUUUCCAGACCGCGCCCGCCCUGGCCGUUUCCAGACCGCGCCCGCCCUGGCCGUUUCCAGACCGCGCCCGCCCUGGCCGUUUCCAGACCGCGCCCGCCCUGGCCGUUUCCAGACCGCGCCCGCCCUGGCCGUUUCCAGACCGCGCCCGCCCUGGCCGUUUCCAGACCGCGCCCGCCCUGGCCGUUUCCAGACCGCGCCCGCCCUGGCCGUUUCCAGACCGCGCCCGCCCUGCCCGUUUCCAGACCGCGCCCGCCCUGGCCGUUUCCAGACCGCGCCCGCCCUGGCCGUUUCCAGACCGCGCCCGCCCUGCCCGUUUCCAGACCGCGCCCGCCCUGCCCGUUUCCAGACCGCGCCCGCCCUGCCCGUUUCCAGACCGCGCCCAGCCUGGCCGUUUCCAGACCUAA
This is a messenger RNA of Procambarus clarkii (red swamp crayfish), 1125 nucleotides long. Lineage: Eukaryota; Metazoa; Arthropoda; Malacostraca; Decapoda; Cambaridae. The record is from RefSeq and is a predicted model, not a curated record.